Messenger RNA from Gastrolobium bilobum, 1272 nucleotides. Its product is annotated as transcription factor BIM2-like. The transcript has 7 exons. The record is from RefSeq and is a predicted model, not a curated record. Gene Ontology annotation, molecular function: protein dimerization activity; DNA-binding transcription factor activity. Lineage: Eukaryota; Viridiplantae; Streptophyta; Magnoliopsida; Fabales; Fabaceae. Gene Ontology annotation, biological process: DNA-templated transcription. The coding region runs from base 100 to 1116 and encodes 338 amino acids.
CUAGGGUGAGAACAUUACUAAGCACACACUGCUCGUUUCCUUUUGCAUUUUCUUUCUGUUUGGAUUUUCUCGGGAAAAUUUUUGCAUCUGGAGAAGGAGAUGGCUAGGUCUGCAAAAGGGCAUCAAGAAGAAUUGGGGGACGACGACGACGACGAAGAGCUCUUAACUGGAAACAGCUCUUCCUCACUCAACAAAGUGAAGGUGGAUGAACCUAGCAGGGGGAAGAGGGGGAACCCACAUCGUUCAAAGCAUUCAGAGACUGAGCAACGUAGAAGGAGCAAGAUUAACGAAAGAUUUCAGAUUCUGAGAGAUAUCAUACCUCAAAAUGAUCAAAAAAGAGAUAAGGCCUCCUUCUUGUUGGAGGUUAUUGAGUAUAUUCAGUUCCUGCAAGAAAAAUUACAAAUUUAUGAACAGUCUUAUGAAGGGUGGAAUCAGGAGCCAACGAAAUUGAUUCCAUGGAGGAAUCAUCAUGGGCUUGCUGAAAAUAACACAGAUCCUUCUCAAGCUAUACAAAAUGGGUCUGUUCAUGAGAAAAAUAAUGAUGUCUCUCCAUCAUUAAUAAAAAAUGUACAGAACCCAUUAGAGUCUGACUUCUCCACAACAACUAUUCAGAAGGGCACCAUACCUGGUUCAGCUACAGAAGCAGUUCCCCUGACCAUGCAAAUGCGAUUGGACAUGUUUGACCCAGUAGUUAGCAGUGGUAUGGUAACCCAACAUCUGCAGGAACCUGUAUCUAAUGCUGACAUGCCGUCCCAUACCCAGCCUCAAAUGUGGUUUAGUAAACCAGAUAAGGUAAACUAUACUGUUCCAGAUAAUACAUUGAAGGAACAGGAGGAGCUGACAAUUGAAAGUGGAUCAGAGAGCAUCUCAAGUGCCUAUUCUCAGGGAAUAUUAGAUACUCUGACGCAAGCGCUGCAAUCUUCCGGUGUGGAUUUGUCCCGGACUAGUGUCUCGGUGCAAAUUGAUGUUGGUAGACGAGCAAAUACUGGGUUGACCCCCUCAAAGGGUCAUGAAAACCAAUUUGUGAGCAAUAAAGCAAUUCCAUGUUCAGGAGUUGAUUACUGCAGUGAGGAUUCUGAGCAAAGUCUGAAGAGGCUUAGAAGAGAAGCGAGCUAGUGUUCAUUUUGUUAAAUUUUUUUUUUUUUUUUUGCUCAUCAGCUGAGAGAAAUUGGAUGGGUCAGUCAGGUCAUUUUUGUCAUGCUGGUUAGAUCCAGAUAAAAUGUAUAUUUUCAUGAUUCUGGUUUUGAAACUAGGACACUCUGAAAUAAAAUG